Messenger RNA from Paramecium tetraurelia, 368 nucleotides. RefSeq lists its product as uncharacterized. The record is from RefSeq and is a predicted model, not a curated record. The transcript is spliced from 4 exons. Gene Ontology annotation, molecular function: calcium ion binding. Lineage: Eukaryota; Ciliophora; Oligohymenophorea; Peniculida; Parameciidae.
AUGGGUCCAACUUAAGGGAAAGAGUUAUCUCCAUAAAUGAGAGAACGAGUGUUAAAGUUAUUCGCAAGAUUCGAUGUGGAUGGAUCAAAGUCCAUUGAGAAGUCGGAAACAAUAAAAUAUUGGAAGAGUAAUUUUGCAAAAUUGAAUACAGAGGAAUUAUUUAAGUCAGUAGACACUGACAAUAGUGGUACGAUAUCAGAAGAGGAGUGGCUAAACUUUUGGACAUCAGUUUUACGUAGUGGGCAUACAGAAGAAGAAAUAGCUGAUGAAUUAGAAAGUAUUGAAUCUGGAUCUUCAUGGGUAAAAUUCGAGAAUUUGGAAAACAAGAAGGGUUGACGUUAAUCAUCAAUAUUCAAAUAUAAAAAUAU